Numida meleagris (helmeted guineafowl) is the source of this 489-nucleotide messenger RNA. RefSeq names its product distal-less homeobox 4 (gene DLX4). The transcript has 2 exons. NCBI's taxonomy places the organism in Eukaryota, Metazoa, Chordata, Aves, Galliformes, Numididae. Gene Ontology annotation, biological process: embryo development; cell differentiation; negative regulation of transcription by RNA polymerase II. The record is from RefSeq and is a predicted model, not a curated record. The coding region runs from base 1 to 489 and encodes 162 amino acids. Gene Ontology annotation, molecular function: RNA polymerase II cis-regulatory region sequence-specific DNA binding; DNA-binding transcription factor activity, RNA polymerase II-specific.
AUGCCCCCACUGACUCUCCUCUCCUCUCCUCUCCCUCCCCAAGAGCCCAACAAGCCCCCGCCGGUGGCCAACGGGGAGCUGCGCCUCAACGGCAAGGGCAAGAAGCUGCGCAAGCCGCGCACCAUCUACUCCAGCCUGCAGCUGCAGGCCCUCAACCAGCGCUUCCAGCAGACCCAGUACCUGGCGCUGCCCGAGCGCGCCGAGCUGGCCGCCCAGCUGGGGCUCACCCAGACCCAGGUCAAGAUCUGGUUCCAGAACAAGCGCUCCAAGUACAAGAAGAUCAUGAAGCAAGGCUCGAGCGCGCCCGACGGGGAGCACCUGCACACCUCCUCCUCGCUGUCCCCCUGCUCCCCCAGCAUCCCCCCACUCUGGGACAUUCCUGUGCCAGGCAAAGGGCCCCCGCUGCCCCCCAGCAAUUACAUCAGCAGCUUCGGAGCCUGGUACCAGCCGCACCCGCAGGACUCUGUGCCCCGCGGUCCCAUGAUGUGA